UUGCUCAUGAAAAAACUGGUUUGGGGGGAGAGGAGAAACAAGCCAACAAAAAUAACUGAACUGUAUUAAUUUAUUUCUAGACUUUUAUGGACUCUACUCCAGCGCUGAUCUUUACAUGGAAAUAACAGAAAAUUCCAAGAAAUGGAAGCCGCUGCUAGUAAAAGAAGAAAAGCUGAGUAUCAUCAGGGUUAAUAGCUCCUAUUUGAGAUCCAUGAAUGAUUACAGAGUUACUUUUCUAUAUCGAACUUUCAAGUUUCAUUAAUAAUAUGCUGCCUCUCCAGGACAUAGGUGCACUCCUUGUACGAAGGUUAUUUAUUCAUCACAUGGAAUAGAAGAGCUAGAGGAACAAUGGCUUCAAAAGUCUCGUGCUUAUACAUUUUGACAGUUGUUUGUUGGGCAAGUGCUCUUUGGUACUUAAGUAUAACUCGUCCUACUUCUUCCUACACUGGCCACAGACAGGUCAGUAGCAUAUCCAUAGCCAGAAAAAACGUUUCCUUUGGCAACAUAAGAACUCGACCUAUAAAUCCACAUUCCUUUGACUUUCUUAUCAAUGAACCCAACAAAUGUGAGAAGAGCAUCCCUUUUUUGGUCAUUCUCAUCAGCACAACUCACAAAGAGUUUGAUGCAAGGCAAGCCAUUCGAGAAACAUGGGGAGACGAAAACAACUUUAAAGGAAUUAAAAUCGCCACACUAUUUCUUCUUGGAAAAAAUACAGAUCCUGUGUUAAAUCAAAUGGUAGAGCAAGAAAGCCAAAUUUUUCAUGACAUUAUCGUGGAAGAUUUUAUCGACUCUUACCAUAACCUCACUCUGAAAACGUUGAUGGGGAUGAGGUGGGUAGCGACGUUUUGUUCGAAAGCAAAGUAUGUUAUGAAGACAGACAGUGAUAUUUUUGUAAAUAUGGACAAUCUUAUUUAUAAGCUGCUCAAACCUAACACUAAGCCAAGGAGAAGGUACUUCACUGGUUACGUUAUAAACGGAGGACCAAUAAGAGAUGUUCGCAGUAAGUGGUACAUGCCGAGAGAUUUGUAUCCCGACAGCAAUUACCCACCCUUCUGUUCAGGCACUGGCUACAUUUUUUCAGCUGACGUAGCAGAACUGAUUUACAAAACCUCCCUCCAUACCAGACUUCUUCAUCUUGAAGAUGUGUACGUUGGACUUUGCCUUCGGAAGCUGGGGAUUCACCCCUUCCAAAACAGUGGCUUCAAUCACUGGAAAAUGGCCUACAGCUUGUGCAGGUACCGCAGGGUGAUCACAGUACACCAGAUAACACCAGAAGAAAUGCACAGAAUUUGGAAUGACAUGUCCAGCAAGAAACAUCUUAGAUGUUAAGAUUUUUACAGAUGUAAAUACCUUUUUUUUUUAAUUUUGGUUUAGUCUGGUUAUUUUUUGACAAAGUGAUCUGCUGAUUUACAAGUUAAACUGUGGGAUAUUAACUGUGAGAAGAUUUUUAUGACUGAUUUUUCAUUCUCGCUUUGACUACUGGUUUACAAACUUCAGGCUCUUUUUGGUAAGGACAUUACACCAACCUAAAGGAACUCGAGUCAAAUCUCAGAUUUUGUAUAUGAUCUGUCACACAUAUCAGCUCUUGCAUCUGUGUGUAAAAGGACAGUAAUAAGCUAUUAUGAGCUGGUUAACAGUUCAUGCCCCAGCCUCUGAGAUAAGACUCAGACCAUAAGAAACUUUUAUUCUUUUCUGACACCCUACAACCAUCUCUGUUUAGAGCUUUGUUAAUAAAUUAGGCAGUAUACAUUUGCACUGAAGUUAUAUACCUACCUUGACAUGUAUAUUCUAAAGUACAAUGUGUGUAAUUCCCAAAUAGCUUACUGAUGGUGUAAUAGCAGAAUUUAGACAGGUAAAAACAUCAGAGUCCCAUUGGCCUUAGAAACAAACCCACACACUGAAAUAUAUUUUCAUCUACCAAAUGGUAUUUCUUUAAUUUAUUUCAGAAGACACCCCAUUUCUUUACACUUUCUAAAAUAGCCCAUAAAAGAUGUAACACAAUUUAAAAAUGAAGUAGAAUCUAUAGGAGAAAUAAUACAGGGGAGAUGUAUGAAAAAUUAUCUUAAAGAUACAUGAGAAAAGUAUGACUAUCUUAACUUCUAAUUUCAAAGCAAGGUAAUGUCUCUCAUUAGUAUCAAAAUGGAUUCUCAACUAAACAUCUGGCGUAGCAAUACCUAAUUAUAUUGAAUGCUAAAAGUAUCAAUAAGCAGCAUAUUUCUUCAAUGUCAGUCAGUGCCAUAUUUACCUAAAAAAAGUAACACGAAAGCAGCUUUUUACAAGUAAGCUCUACUUUUUGCUAUAGUACAUACAGGCAUGAGAUUCUACCACAUUUUUAAUGGUGUUGAAAGGAAGAAUUUAGUCCAAUAAAAGAAUGCAAUCAAUUUUCUGUUGUAGCAGAGUACAUAAGAGUUAUGUACAAAUUUCACACCAAAAUAGAGGGCUUUUAAGAAGCAUCUAGUAAAAGAGCCCAAACAACAACAAAAUAUUGUAGCCUUUUUUAAAAACCUGUUAAAGCUCUCAGGUUACUUAUCAUAGAGCCAACAUUCACUGAGGUGCCACUCAGGAGAUCCCCUGAGCAUGCAACAGAAAUCAAAUCCACGAGAUUUUAUUCAAGUUGUAUAACGUGCUUAUAUGUGUUUUGAAUAUGAAUGCUUAUGAAAUGUCAUGAAAACUCUUUGAUAAAUCAAGCUCUCUCUAUUCAGCACCACCUUAUAACAAAGAAGUAAAAUACGAUAUCACUCAGCAAAUAACUUGGAAUGAAGAACUCACAGACAAGUUACAAAGAUACAAAACUCACCAAAUAUAUUAUUAGCUGUAGAUUACUCACACUGUCCACAGCACACACAAAAGCCUCAUCCAUUUCACUUAGCAUUAUGUGCAACAUAUGCAAAACUGUUACGUCUGUAUGUUAUUCAGAAUGUCUAUAAAGUUGUCAGAAAUUAACUGAGAAGAAUUUAAAGGAAAGCUCUGACCUGAUUUUGCCAUAGGUGUACACAGCACUUUACAACAGUAACAGAGGAAUGAAGAUGCUACCCUAAAAGGUUUGCAGUUUCAUGUCAUAUUGUUAGUCUUAUUCACAGAUGCAGCACUACCAUUUUGAAAGAAACUACUUGUAAGUAAGGUAAAGUGUGCCUGGCCUUCAAGUCACUAGCAGGAGCCAUCUCAAACAAAUCUAUUUCAGAUCUAAAGGUGAAGCUAUACAACAGACAGCCUAGGAGUUACUGUUAAUCAACAGGAGCUUGUGUACCCUUCAUAAAUAAAAAAAAAAAAUCAGUAACUUUUAUAAAAAUACUGAAUCUCUUGCAGCAUAAUUAAGAUUUAUCCUUCCCUAGUUGAUCUAGUUCUGUUAAAGUUGCUCUUGCUUCCUGUCAGACUCAGAACUCCAGCUAAACAAGGUACAACUGACUGCAUAAGUGAAUAUAUAACACAGUAAUUGCAUUAAGUUCAGCUUUUCUUACCCGAGCCCCAGAAUAUGCUUGUUUAUGAACAGAAAGGAGGCUGGAAUUCAUCCCCAGCCCUCGGGUAAGUCAGACAGCAUAGAUGCCACUCUAUCAGGAACACACUUAGUAAUAAUUUGAACCCACAGGCUGCAAUCACUUCUGCUAUCCCUCUGCACUGUGCAGUAAUUUGGGGUUUCUGAAUCCACAACCGAAUGGAUUUGGUUGCCUUACUUCUGCUGAUGCUUCUGUGGCCUUGGGUUAGUAACCAAGAGGACAGCAAGGCUCCCAGUCCAGAUACCUCAGGGCUCAAGUAGCAUGGUAGCCUUGAAUUUCUCCUACUACAAGUAGACUGCAUUAACGACUGCAAGGUACACCUUGAAAAUAGUAUCUGAAAAAGUGUAUUUCCUGCCAUUUAUAAAUAGAUAGAUCUUGAACAGAAAUGUAAAUGCUCUUCUUGAAACUGAUGUACAUAUUUCUAAGGCAUUUUCUUCUGUAUUCAGCUGUAUAUAUGUGUAAGUCUGCUUGCUAUGUAGCAGUCUGUUAUGCAUGGAGCUGAGUGAGGCAUAUUUGUCCAGUGUUUCAAGAGCCUUAAGCAUGUGUGCCCUAACUUUUGAAUGUACAAGAUAUUUUUUCUUUUGCUGUCAAGUGAAUUUAAUGCAACACAACAAUAGCCUAAUUUUCUACUUCUAUUAAUUUUCUGAUAUUAAAUUUCACUAGCUUGUUACACUUCAGAUUUAUUAUUUUCUCUUUGCUCAGAAAUUUCAGUAUUGCAACCUGCAGAUAGAAAAGGAGCAAUACAUCUACUCACAGGGACUGCUGUCCCUUCCACUCAGUAGUAUUUUUGCCACAUGGAAUACUGUUAACAAACAAGUAUUUGCAAUAGACUUCCUUUAAUCAAAGGAACAAUCAAAGAAAUAUUUACAUUACCUUAAAGGUCAUUUUGUUUCACUGAGCAUGGGACAAAUGACAACUUAGUUAGACAUCCUGGCUUCCAGUCACAUCAAAAGUGUGACUAUAAUCAUAUUUUGAUUCCAAAAUGUACAUGAACAAGGCACAUUGAGCAAAGCAGGUUGAGGGAGAAGUGCCUCUCUUUCGGAGGAGUUUUUCCACAAAAGCUUUUCUUCUUUUUUUGCUAAACCCAUGAGAAUAUUUGAACAGAAGUCUCAAGGUUCAUUUUCCAUUUUUCCUAACAAUAAUAAGUAUCAAUUUUGAUUCUUUAUUGGGAUUUUUUUGUCUUUCCAAUGUAGAUGGCAAUGGCAAUUUGUAAAUGAAGAGUGUAAUUAACUAGAAAAGCUUGUCAACAGUAACCAAAUUUUAGGUGUAUCAUUAUAUAUGACUGGCUGUACUUAUGUAUUUAUUUGUCUAAAUUGUAUAUAUUGUUUUAUCUAUAGUGUCUGUAGGAGUGUAUUCUUUUAGAUUAAUGUAUUAUUUACAGUUUUGUGGGGUUGCCAGCAAAGCUGCUAAUCAAGAUACUAUUUUUUGUAUCAAUGUCAAAAAUAAAAAAAAAUUUAACAAAAACAAAAUGACAAAAUCAAGUGAAAAAUUAAAGAUGUCCUGUAAGUUUUCUUCUUCGCUUCUUUCUAGAAAUGUAAAUGGUAUUAUCUGAAAACACAGUAUCAGUGAAUAGGCUCAUUUGUCAUAAGGAAGAAUAUUGUGCUGUAAAAGCAGAUUUUAAAAUAAUAAUUGAAAAAAUAAAAAA
Manacus vitellinus (golden-collared manakin) is the source of this 5139-nucleotide messenger RNA. It is a transcript of the gene B3GALT1, whose product is annotated as beta-1,3-galactosyltransferase 1. The transcript is spliced from 2 exons. Lineage: Eukaryota; Metazoa; Chordata; Aves; Passeriformes; Pipridae. Gene Ontology annotation, cellular component: membrane. The record is from RefSeq and is a predicted model, not a curated record. Bases 349 to 1329 code for a protein of 326 amino acids. Gene Ontology annotation, molecular function: N-acetyl-beta-D-glucosaminide beta-(1,3)-galactosyltransferase activity.